AUGUCAAUGGAUACAAUAUCUCUAUCAAAAUUAAUUAAGAAAUCAAUUAAUCAAAAAUUACCUCCUAAAUCAUUUAUAAGUUUAUUUAAUAAAUUAUCCAAAAAACAAUCAAUCAGUAAUGAGGAAUUCAUUAAUGAAUUAUUAGUGGGUGAUGAUGAUAAUGAUGAUGAUAAUGAUGAUUAUGAUGAGAAUUCUUUGAAAAAACAUAAACGGAUUGAAUAUAAACAAACUUUAAUAAUUGAAUUAUCAUUUAGUAAUGUUGAAAAUAAUCAUUUAUUUUGGACUAAUCUUAAUCAAAUUCCUAAUAAAUUACAAUCGAAAUAUUUAUUAAAAAUUACAAAAAUUUUAUCUCAUCAAUCACAACAUUAUGAUAAAGAAGUUUUGAAAAAUUUUAUUAAACAUGAAAUUAUUGAAUAUAUAAUGAAAUAUACUUCUAUUACAAUUAAUGAAGAAAUAUCACAAUAUAUAUUGGAAAAUAUUGUAUUAUUAUUAUCAGUAUUGAUUGAUAAAUUUGAAAAAUAUUUACAACAAGAUACAACUAAUUCAUUUCAAAAUUUCAUGGUUAAAUUAUUAUCAAUAUUACCAUCAUUAACUAAUGAUGAUGGUUAUUUAACUAGUUAUUUAUUAAAUAAAUCGAAAAAUCUAUUAACGAAAAAUCAAUAUGAUCAAGUUAUUAAUCUUAAUAAUAUGGUACGAACUGGUGAACGUCAAGCAUCAAUUGUUUCCUUAAAUAACAAUGAUAAUAACAAUGAUAUUAGUAAUAACAGUUCUAUGCAAGUGAAUGUUGCUUCAUUGAAAAUGGUUAAUCUGAUAGAUGAUUAUUAUAUCAAAAUGAGACGAUUAUGGAUACGUAAAAUUUUCCAUCAUUUUGAUUAUGAUAAUAUUUUAACGGUAUUUAUAGGGAAUUUCAUAACUCCAACAAAUCAAAGAAAUUCUUAUUUAAUAGCUAAUGAAUUUAUUAAAACCAUUUUUGGAUGUUUAGAUAUGAAAGGUUAUUGUUUAUUUAAUGUUAAGAAUUAUAUUUUAACAAGAAUACCAAUUUUAUUUAAUAAUUUUAGAUUUACUGAUGAAGAUAAUCUUGAAAAAGCUGUGAAUGAUGCAUUGAAAACUAUAGAAAUUGAUAAUGAAUUUAAACAAUUUUUCCUUAAAGGAUUUACUACUAGUAGUACUAGUAGUACUACCACUAUUAAUGAAGAAUCAGUUACAAUAAAUUUACGAGAGAAAUUCCGUAAUAAAUUACUUGAUAUUAAUAGUGAAUUUAUAUCAUUAGAAGAAUCAGGAUUAAUAGAAUUUAUUAAUUCAUUACCAUCAUCAAUAAUGAAUCGACUGGCUAAAUUACAACAAGAUUUCACAGAUUUAAUUUUAACAAUUAUUGAUGAAUUAAAAUAUAAUAAAGAUUAUGAAAAAUUGAAUCGAUUAAUUUUGGUGAUUAUGAAUAAUAUUGAAAUUAUUAAUAUUAUACUUUUCAAUAGUAAUUUAUCUUUAUUAUAUAAAUUGAUAGAUAUUAUUGAUUCAUCAAAUUUCAUUAGUGAUUAUAAUGAUUAUGAUGAUGAUAAUAAUAAUAAUAAUAAUAAUAAUAAUAAUAAUAAUAAUAAUAAUGAUGAUGAUGAUGAUGAUAUUGAAAAUUUUCAAGAUUAUUAUUCUUAUUGUGGGAAUUUAAUAAUUAGUGUGAUUAUGAUUAUGGAAAUUUUCCAAAUAAAUUUAUCAAAUUUAGAAUUAAAAUCAAAUGGAUCAUUUAUAAUUGAUUAUUUAAAUAAUUUUUAUUAUCGAUUAUGUGAUAAUUUAGUUAAUAAUGAACCAACUAAUUGUGAUAAUGAUGAUCGAAUCAUUAUAGAAAAUUAUAAUAAUUUAAUGAAUGAUUGGGUUAAUGCAUUAUUUGAUGAUAGAAAUGAAGGAUUAUCUGAUGAUUUAAUUAAAUCAUUAAAUAUUAAACAAAUUUAUAAAAUUAUCCCUAUUAUUUAUCAACAAGGAAUUAUUGAUACUAAUAAUAAAAAAAUUAAUUGGGAAAUAUUAAAUAAUGGAUUAGAAUAUUUAAGUCAACCAUUUCUUACUCCAAUAAUCCCCAUGAUUAUAAAAUCAUUAUUAAGAGAUUUUAAUAUUGAUAAUGAUCUUAAAUUUAAAAUUAUUAAAGAAUUAAUUAAAGAUAAUAACAAUAGUAGUAGUAGUACUACUACUACUACUACAACUACUACUACUACAAAUAUGAUUAUAAAAAUGGUAAUAAAUAUUUGUGGUAAUGAAAUACUUCAAUUUAAUCCACCAUCAGAUAUUAUGGAAAUAAUAAUGAAAAAUACAGUUUAUUUAGAUAAAUCUGAUCCUAUUCCUAGAGAUAUUAAUUUUAAAGAAUUUUUUAAACGUCAAAUACUUGGAGAAAUUAAAUUUCUGGGAAAUUUUUUAUUUUUUUAUCAAAAAUAUAUUUUAAAUAAUCGAUCACAAUUAAUUUUUAAUUUAAUUGAAGAAAUUUAUAAUUUUCAAAAAUUUAAUCAUGAAGAAUCAAAAUUGUAUAUUAAUUUAAUGAUUUUUAUAAUGUUAUUAGAUUCAAUUGAAAAUAAAUCUGAUAAAGAUUAUUGGAAAAAACAAUUUCAAAUGCCAUAUAAACCAAAUUUACAAACUAUACUGGAUACAAGAUUUGAAUUAAGUAUGGAUAAUCAUUAUUCUUCAAUUUUCAAUGAUGAUUCAAGAACAUCCUCUUCCUCAUCAUCAGAGGUUGAUAAUUUUUUAAAGAAUGGAGAUGGAGAUGGUGAUAGAGAUGGUGGUGAAGAUGAAUUAAUGAAAGAUGUUGAUGUUGUUGAUAAUAAUACCAAUGAGAGAAUAAAUACAAGUCAACAAUUACAAAAAUUAAAUAGAAAAAUCCAUCGAUAUGAAUGUUUCUUAAAUGAAUUUAGAAAAAUUCGAAGUAAUACUACUGAAACCAAUUUAUUUGUUAAAUCAAUAAGAUUAUUAAAUGAUAAAUUAUUUGAAGAAUUAACUAAUUGGAUUGUUUAA
Molecule: messenger RNA, 2985 nt
Organism: Candida dubliniensis CD36
Lineage: Eukaryota; Fungi; Ascomycota; Pichiomycetes; Serinales; Debaryomycetaceae
Gene: MED5
Product: Med5p
Exons: 1
Coding region: 1-2985 (994 amino acids)
Biological process (GO): regulation of transcription by RNA polymerase II
Cellular component (GO): mediator complex
Molecular function (GO): transcription coregulator activity
Source: RefSeq, a predicted model, not a curated record